This is a messenger RNA of Pecten maximus, 4426 nucleotides long. RefSeq lists its product as uncharacterized. NCBI's taxonomy places the organism in Eukaryota, Metazoa, Mollusca, Bivalvia, Pectinida, Pectinidae. Bases 467 to 3820 code for a protein of 1117 amino acids. The record is from RefSeq and is a predicted model, not a curated record. The transcript has 16 exons.
UAUGAUUACAUCGUUUUAAGUGUUUGUUUUACAUUUAAUUGUAUUUGGUCCUGGUUAACAGAAUUGUCUCCUCAAACAGUUUUUGUCAUACAACCUGGCAAUGGUCAAGACAAUGCUGUGAUUAAAAGGAAUUACUGAGAAAUCAAUCGUAAUUUUACGAAAAACAAAAGAGGAAGUAAAAAGAUGGAAAUUCCGAUGACGUAAUGGGUUUUUCUAACAGAGAAAACAGCCGAGGUGGCACAGACAAGCCAAUCGAGCUUGUCAUCGGAGCAGUGAAUCUUUCCCAAGAAUGUCAUAACAUUUAGAAGCAUCAAGUCAAAGACCAAGUGUUAAUUUAACGUAAGAAAUCAGACGAGGUGACACGGACAAACAACUUAACUUUGUCAGCGGAACAGUGCAUCUUCCCUAAGAUGAUUGAGAUAGGUCAAGUCAAAGAUCAAGUGUUAAUGUAACACCAGGAGUCACCAUGAAGACGCUCCACCUUGUCGCCGUGGUAUUGGUCGCAUAUGGAGUACAAAUGGUGCUGUCUGACUCUGAGAAUGGUUCUUCGCUUGCAGACCUAACAAGCAAUGGAUGGGCUUUUAUUGCUUGUACGGUGGCAGUUAUAUUAUUUGGAUGGCUCUGGUGUCGCUUCACAGACGAGCCUACUGUUGAAAUAGAAAAUAAAUACUACACUGUUGAAGUAGGACAACAAGCAGAAUUGAGGUGUUCAGUGUUAUGUGCUUUUCCGUUCAUCAAAUCUGUUACCUGGGAACAUACAUCACCUGGUGGACGACCCAUACAGCUUGAUUUAGAUCUGCCUGAGUAUACAAGAUCUAAACCAGAUCACCUUAUAAUCAACAAAACAGUAAAAUCUGACGAAGGGCAAUAUGUGUGUACUGUCUCCAGUUGGUACGGGAAACGACGGAGUACAACAACUAAACUGACUCUGGUAGAAGGAUCAACAUCCUCAUGUGUGUACAAACCUUCUAUGGCUGCCACGUAUCCUACCACCAAAAAGACCACCAACUUCGCCAGAAUCUGUAGAUUGGUGGUUGAUGUUUUUCCUGACAUAUUCAGGCAGUUACUUGUCGCUCGACUGCCAGCAUCUGGACUGACCACUGCUCUUCGUACCAACAGGAAAGUGAUUUCCCCUCUGCUGAAUGCUCAGCAGAAAAGAAUACUUUACCCAAAAGUUGGAGUGUUCCGAGGUUCUGAGAAGGAUUUGGAUGUAUCUCUCCUCUACAUCCUUCUAAGGAAUCUAGUGAACAUCCCACCUCAUAAAAAAGGGUGGGGAAGAGAUCCAGAUAUUGCAGAUCGUUCGCUGUCGGCCAACAUCGACCGCCUCCGUAGUCAGAGAAAUGAGGCUUACGGACAUGCGAAGUCUGCCUCUAUCUCUGAUACAGAUUUUCAGACUAGGUGGGCCGACAUCCGACAAAGUAUCGAAGAUCUGCAGAGUGGUGGUCAUAUCACAGGGACAUUCGUAGUAGCUGUGGAUAAGAUAGGCACCAUGAGGAUGGACCCCAGUACAGAGAGGAAUUUUAUAGCUCUGGUAAAGGAGAUGGAAGGGGAAAUCUGUGACGUAAAACAGAGACAAGAAGAGAUGACAACUGACAUGGACAACCUAAAAGGCACUGUUGAUGCUGUGAGUGGUGAUGUUGAUGCUGUGAAGAAAGAUGUCAGUGACAUGAAACAAACAUCAGCCAAAAAUGCAGGGGAAAUCUGUGACGUAAAACAGAGACAAGAAGAGAUGACAACUGACAUGGACAACCUAAAAGGCACUGUUGAUGCUGUGAGUGGUGAUGUUGAUGCUGUGAAGAAAGAUGUCAGUGACAUGAAAGAAACAUCAGCCAAAAAUGCAGGGGAAAUCUGUGACGUAAAACAGAGACAAGACGAGAUGACAACUGACAUGGGCAACCUAAAAGGCACUGUUGAUGCUGUGAGUGGUGAUGUUGAUGCUGUGAAGAAUGAUGUCAGUGACAUGAAACAAACAUCAGCCAAAAAUGCAGGGGAAAUCAGUGACAUGAAAGAGAGACAAGACGAGAUGGCAACAAACUUUGAUGAUCUGAAAGGAACUGUUGAUGAUGUGAGUCAUCAUGUUGAUAAUGUGAGUGAUGAAGUUGGAGCUGUUAGGAAAGACGUUACUGCUGUGAGUGAUGACGUUGGUGAUGUUAGGAAAGACGUUACUGCUGUGAGUGAUGACGUUGGUGCUGUUAGGAAAGACGUUACUGCUGUGAGUGAUGAAGUUGGAGCUGUUAGGAAAGACGUUACUGCUGUGAGUGAUGACGUUGGUGCUGUUAGGAAAGACGUUACUGCUGUGAGUGAUGAAGUUGGAGCUGUUAGGAAAGACGUUACUGCUGUGAGUGAUGAAGUUGGAGCUGUUAGGAAAGACGUUACUGCUGUGAGUGAUGACGUUGGAGCUGUUAGGAAAGACGUUACUGCUGUGAGUGAUGACGUUGGAGCUGUUAGGAAAGACGUUACUGCUGUGAAGGAAGAUGUCAGUACCCUGAAACAUUUUUCAUCGACAAUUGAAGGCACUGUUGUUGCUGUGAGUGAAGACGUUGCUGCUGUGAAGGAAGAUGUCAGCGCCAUGAAACAAUCUUCAUCCACAAAUGGAGGAAGGAAUCCUAAGUUGAGAGCUGUGAUAGAAACAACAAGAUUAACAACCAUUGAUCAAACCUCAAAACCAGAGGUGAUCUCUACACAAGCCUUGGAAGACGCUAAAGAAAUGAUCAGAAAGAACAGCGUUGUCCUCAUCAAGGGUGCCUCAGGGGAUGGGAAGACUUUAAUGGGUUACCAACUGUUGAAGUGGCUAAUGGACGGCGAUGAUAAGGAUACCAGACUGUCAAAGGAUCCUGUCCAGCUUUACAGCAUGGCCAAAUGGGAUAAAAUUGUUGAGCCAAACACACAAUUAGCUGUAUAUGUUGAUGAUGUUAGUGGGGAAAUCGCUGAAGAUUUAAAGAAAAGGGAAGUCUCCAUUAAGUCGACAUUUUGUGGGAAACUCCAUAAUAGAUCAAAUUGUUUGAUACUAAAUGUUCGAGAUGAAAUUUUCAAAAGCACACAAUUAUCUUCUUGUGAAUUCUUCGAACAAAAUAUCAUUGAUUUGAGAGGUAAAAACUGCAUAAAAAUCGCAGAAAAAAAGCUUAUUUUAGAAAGUUAUGUCCGAGAAAUUAAAACCUUUCCUAGUGGAAAGGAAUCUGAAAUAGUCAAACUUGCCCCAGAUAUAGGAUUUCCACAGUGUUGUCGACUUUAUAGGGAUGUUCCCAGCUUACAAAAAGAGGGGGUUCAUUUCUUCAAACAACCAUUUCAUUUCAUGGAAACAACUUUGAAGAAAUUACCAAAGGAGCACUUUUAUGCUCUUCUGUUUCUCUUUCUCAAUGAUGGGAGGGUUAAGAAAGGGGAUUUAGAUCCUAAAAACAGUGAAAGUUUUGACAGGAAAAAGCUUGAUGAAGCUUUCCAGGGAAUUAAACUUGAUCAUGCAGACAAAAUCAGAUCUCUGCGGAAAAGUUUAGAUGUAAUGUUUGGAUCUCUGGUUGAAAAAAGAAAAUAUUAUUUUUAUGAUGAUGAUGAUGAUUUUUAUGAUGAUGAUGAUGAUUUUGAUGAUGAUGAUGAUGAUGGUGAUGAUGAUGAUGAUGAUGAUGAUUCAAUUUACAAAUUUUGUCAUGAUUCUGUUCAGGACACUGUUGCCCUUUUGUAUGGCAAGGACACAAAAAUUGGGUUUAUAGAAAAUUGUCCCCGAAAGUUCCUCCACUAUAUAUCAACAUCAAAAUCCACAGCUAAUAAAAUAGUUAUAAAAUCUAGUAGUGAACACAUGUAUAAACGUUUGGUCAAGAGAGUGUGAAUCUGAUGUCCGACGAUAUGACUGGGACCACAGAUUGUCUGACUAUAUAGUUAGAUUAGAUGUAUGGACAGACACCCUGUUUCUACAGGGAUUUAUUAGUUGGUUAAGUGGUCAGAAUGAUGACAAAAACUUACACCAACUGAUAAAAUGUGCCUUGUUAAAUGGAGCUUGCUCUGCUGGUUUAGAAGAUCGUGUCUCGUGUCUCCUUUCUGUGGGUGCCACACCCGACAAUGAUACACCGUUUAUUGUAGUGGAGGGUGGGAGUGUACAACUACUGACACAAAUACUAAAGUAUGACGUCAUUCCUACAGCGAGGGCACGCUGGUCACAAUCAUCAUAUAUAUUAUACUACAGAUAUCAAUGUCCUACACGAGGCGUGUUUGUUUGAGAGAGAAGAGAUGGUGACCAUGUUGUGUGACACUUACCCAGACUUGGUACAUGAGACUGAUUACAAGAGACGAAGCACGCUCCAUUGUGUGGCACGGACAGGAAACGUUGGUAUAUUUCAGACAGUGGAGAGAUUGGUACUUAAAUCAUUGUGUAGAGUUGAGGAUGUACAACAUAAGUGUGAGACAGAAAAUGGUCGUGAUGUACAUAGGAGUUGUG